Molecule: messenger RNA, 5478 nt
Organism: Hippopotamus amphibius kiboko
Lineage: Eukaryota; Metazoa; Chordata; Mammalia; Artiodactyla; Hippopotamidae
Gene: SI
Product: sucrase-isomaltase
Biological process (GO): carbohydrate metabolic process
Molecular function (GO): alpha-1,4-glucosidase activity; carbohydrate binding
Source: RefSeq, a predicted model, not a curated record
AUGGCGAGGAAGAAAUUUACUCGAUUAGAAAUCUCUCUGAUUGUCCUAUUUUCUAUAGUUACAGUAAUAGCUAUUGUCCUAGUUGUUGUUUUAGCAACUAAGACACCUGCUGUUAAAGAAAUUAUUGAUUCUACUUCAAGCCCAGCUACCACUUGCACAACCACUGUGUAUCCUGGUUCAGGAAAAUGUCCAAGUGAGCUGAAUGAUCCUAUCAAUGAGAGGAUAAACUGCAUCCCAGAACAAUUUCCAACACGGACACUUUGUGCAACUCGAGGUUGCUGCUGGAGGCCAUGGAAUGAUUCUGUUAUUCCUUGGUGCUUCUUCGCAGAUAACCACGGCUAUAAUGCUGAGGGAACAACAUCAACAAAUACUGGACUUAAAGCCAAAUUAAACAGGAUACCUUCACCUACACUAUUUGGAAAUGACAUUAACAGUGUUCUCCUCACAGCUCAAAGUCAGACACCCAGUCGUCUCCGGUUCAAGAUUACUGAUCCAAAUAAUAGAAGAUACGAAGUUCCUCAUCAAUUUGUAAAAGAAUUUAGUGGAACUGCAGCAUCUGAUACAUUGUAUGAUGUGAAGGUUAUAGAAAAUCCAUUUAGCAUUAAAGUUUAUAGAAAAAGCAAUAAUAAAAUUUUGUUUGACACCAGCAUUGGUCCCCUGGUAUACUCUGACCAGUAUUUACAGAUCUCAGCAAGACUUUCCAGUCAAUAUAUUUAUGGUAUUGGGGAACAUAUUCACAAGAGAUUUCGUCAUGAUUUAUAUUGGAAAACAUGGCCAAUUUUUACUCGGGAUCAGCUUCCUGGUGAUAAUAAUAAUAACUUAUAUGGCCAUCAAACAUUCUUCAUGUGCAUUGAGGAUACUUCUGGAAAGUCAUUUGGUGUUUUCUUAAUGAACAGCAAUGCAAUGGAGAUUUUCAUCCAGCCUACUCCAAUAGUAACUUACAGAGUUACAGGUGGCAUUCUGGACUUUUACAUCUUUCUAGGAGAUACACCAGAACAAGUAGUUCAACAGUAUCAAGAGCUCAUUGGACGACCAGCAAUGCCAGCAUAUUGGAAUCUUGGAUUCCAACUGAGUCGCUGGAAUUAUAAGUCACUUGAUGUAGUGAAAGAAGUGGUACGAAGAAAUCGGGAAGCUGCCAUACCAUUUGAUACACAGGUCACUGAUAUUGACUAUAUGGAAAACAAGAAAGCCUUUACUUAUGAUCAAGUUGCAUUUAAUGGCCUCCCUGGAUUUGUUCAAGAUUUGCAUGACCAUGGGCAGAAAUAUGUCAUCAUCUUGGACCCUGCAGUUUCCAUAGAGAAACGUAUCAAUGGAGCAGCAUAUGGAUCCUAUGAGAGGGGAACUGCAAAAAAUGUGUGGGUAAAUGAGUCAGAUGGGACUACAGCAAUUAUUGGAGAGGUAUGGCCAGGAUUAACAGUAUACCCUGAUUUCACUAAUCCAAACUGCAUAGAAUGGUGGGCAGAUGAAUGCAACAUUUUCUAUCAAGAAGUGAAGUAUGAUGGACUUUGGAUUGACAUGAAUGAAGUUUCCAGCUUUGUUCAAGGUUCAAAGAAAGGAUGCAAUGACAACAAACUGAAUUAUCCACCUUUUACUCCUGAUAUUCUUGACAAACUCCUGUAUUCCAAGACAAUUUGCAUGGAUGCUGUACAAUACUGGGGGAAACAGUAUGAUGUUCACAGCCUCUAUGGAUACAGUAUGGCUAUAGCCACAGAGAGAGCUCUAGAAAAAGUUUUUCCUAAUAAAAGAAGCUUUAUUCUCACCCGGUCAACUUUUGCUGGAUCUGGAACCCAUGCUGCACAUUGGUUAGGAGACAAUACUGCUUCUUGGGAACAAAUGGAAUGGUCUAUUACAGGAAUGCUGGAGUUUGGCUUGUUUGGAAUACCUUUGGUUGGAGAAGAUAUCUGUGGAUUUGUGGCUGAGACCACAGAAGAGCUUUGCAGAAGGUGGAUGCAACUUGGGGCUUUUUAUCCGUUUUCCAGAAACCAUAAUGCUGAUGGAUAUGAGCAUCAGGAUCCAGCAUUUUUUGGACAGAAUUCUCUUUUGGUUAAUUCAUCAAGGCACUAUUUGAAUAUUCGCUAUACCUUGUUACCUUUCCUCUAUACUCUAUUUUAUAAAGCCCAUAUGUUUGGAGAAACAGUAGCAAGGCCAUUUCUUCAUGAGUUUUAUGAGGAUACCGAUAGCUGGAUUGAGGACACUCAGUUCUUAUGGGGCCCCUCAUUACUUAUUACCCCUGUCUUGAAACAGGGAGCAGAUACAGUGAGUGCAUACAUCCCUAAUGCUACUUGGUAUGAUUUUGAAACUGGUGCAAGAAGGCAAUGGAAAAAACAACGUGUUGAUAUGUAUCUUCCAGCAGACAAAAUAGGAUUACAUCUUAGAGGAGGUUAUGUUAUCCCCAUUCAGCAACCUGCUGUAACUACAACAGCAAGCCGAAAGAACCCUCUAGGACUUAUAGUUGCGUUAGAUGAAGAUAACAGAGCAAAAGGAGACUUUUUCUGGGAUGAUGGAGAAAGUAAAGAUACCAUCCAGAAUGGCAACUAUAUUUUAUAUACAUUUUCAGUUUCUAACAACAAAUUAGAUAUUAUAUGCACACAUUCAUCAUACCAGGAGGGAACCACUUUAGCAUUUGAGACUAUAAAAAUCCUUGGAUUGAUAGACACUGUUACAGAAGUUUCAGUGGUGGAAGAUGAUGAACCAAUGAGAGGUCACUACAAUUUCACUUAUGAUGCUUCCAACCAGAAUCUACUAAUUUACAAUCUCACGUUUAACCUUGGAAGAAACUUUACUGUUCAGUGGGAUCAAACUUCCUUGGAAACUGAAAAGUUUACUUGCUCUCCAGAUGCAGACAUUGCAACAAAACAAAGCUGUGAACAACGUGGCUGCUUAUGGCACACGGCUCCUUUUGGAUCCAAAGCACCUGAGUGUUACUUUCCUAAAGAAGACAACCCUUAUUUAGUCCAAUCAACUCAGUACUCAUCAGUGGGUAAAACAUCUGACCUCUGGCUGAAUACCGUAAAUGCUCGAAUAAAGGUACUUUCUGAUCCCAUCUCACUCCGUGUGGAGGUGAAAUAUCACAAAGAUGAUAUGCUGCAGUUUAAGAUUUAUGAUCCCCAAAAUAAGAGAUAUGAAGUUCCAGUACCAUUAAACAUUCCAACUACACCAACCAGUACUUAUGAAAGUAGACUUUAUGAUGUUGAAAUCAAGGAAAAUCCUUUUGGCAUCCAGAUUCGAAGGAGAAGCACAGGAAGAGUUAUUUGGGAUUCUCACCUUCCUGGAUUUGCUUUUAAUAACCAGUUCAUUCAAAUAUCUACACGCCUGCCAUCAGAAUAUGUAUAUGGUUUGGGGGAAGUGGAACACACAGCAUUUAAGCGAGAUCUGAACUGGCAUACUUGGGGAAUGUUCACAAGAGACCAACCCCCUGGUUAUAAACUUAAUUCGUAUGGAUUUCAUCCCUAUUACAUGGCUCUGGAAGAUGAGAGCCAUGCUCAUGGAGUUCUCUUACUUAACAGCAAUGCAAUGGAUGUUACAUUUCAGCCAACUCCUGCUCUAACAUAUCACACAGUUGGAGGAAUCUUGGACUUUUACAUGUUUUUGGGCCCAUCUCCAGAAGUCGUAACAAAGCAAUACCAUGAAGUAAUUGGCCAACCAGUCAUGCCACCUUAUUGGGCUUUGGGAUUCCAGUUAUGUCGUUAUGGGUACAGAAAUACUUCACAAGUUGAACAAGUAUAUAAUGACAUGGUGGCUGCUCAGAUCCCCUAUGAUGUUCAAUACACAGACAUUGAUUACAUGGAAAGGCAACUAGACUUUACUAUUGAUGAAGAAUUCCAUGACCUUCCUCAGUUUGUUGACAAAAUAAGAACUGAGGGAAUGCGAUACAUUAUUAUACUGGAUCCGGCAAUUUCAGGAAAUGAAACAAAGCCUUACCCUGCCUUUGAAAGAGGACAGGAGAAAGAUGUCUUUGUCAAAUGGCCUAACACCAAUGAUAUUUGUUGGGCAAAGGUUUGGCCAGAUUUGCCCAAUGUAACAAUAGAUGAAAGUCUAACUGAAGAUGAAGCUGUUAAUGCUUACAGAGCUCAUGUAGCUUUUCCAGAUUUCUUUAGGAAUUCCACAGCAGAGUGGUGGGCAAGGGAAAUUAUAGAUUUCUACAAUAACCAGAUGAAGUUUGAUGGCUUGUGGAUUGAUAUGAAUGAACCAUCAAGUUUUAUAAGUGGGACAACUACUAAUCAAUGCAGAAAUACAGAGCUAAAUUAUCCACCUUACUUCCCAGAACUCACAAAAAAAACUGAUGGAUUACAUUUCAGAACCAUAUGUAUGGAAACCGAGCAGAUUCUUAGUGAUGGUUCAUCCGUUUUGCAUUACGAUGUUCACAAUCUGUAUGGAUGGUCACAAGGGAAGCCUACUUAUGAUGCAUUGCAGAAGGCAACUGGCAAAAGAGGAAUUGUUAUUUCUCGUUCCACAUACCCUACUGCUGGACGAUGGGCAGGACACUGGCUUGGAGACAACUAUGCAAAAUGGGACAAUUUAGACAAAUCUAUCAUUGGUAUGAUGGAAUUUAGUCUCUUUGGAAUGUCAUAUACUGGAGCGGAUAUCUGUGGUUUCUUCAACAAUUCGGAAUAUCAGCUCUGCGCCCGCUGGAUGCAGCUUGGAGCAUUUUAUCCAUACGCAAGAAGUCACAACAGUGCAUUUACUAGGAGACAAGAUCCUGCUUCCUGGAAUGAAACUUUUUCUGAGAUGUCAAGGACUAUUCUAAAUAUUAGAUAUACCUUAUUGCCCUAUUUCUAUACACAGAUGCAUGAAAUUCAUGCUCAUGGUGGCACUGUUAUCCGACCCCUUUUGCAUGAGUUCUUUAAUGAAAAGCCAACCUGGGAUGUAUUCAAACAGUUCCUGUGGGGUCCAGCGUUUAUGGUUACCCCUGUAGUGGAAGAUUAUGUUGACACUGUAAAAGGCUACGUCCCUAAUGCUCAGUGGUUUGAUUACCAUACAGGCAAAGAUAUUGGUGUCAGAGAAACAUUUCACACAUUUGCAGCUCCUUUAUAUGAAAUAAACCUACAUGUCCGUGGUGGUUAUAUUUUACCAUGUCAAGAGCCUGCUCAAAACACAUUUUACAGUCGACAAAAUUACAUGAAGCUCAUUGUUGCUGCGGAUGAUCAUCAGAUGGCACAAGGAUCUCUGUUUUGGGAUGAUGGAGAGACUAUAGACACCUAUGAAAGAGACCUAUAUUUCUUUGUACAAUUUAAUUUAAACAAGACCAUCUUGACAAGCGCUAUACUGAAAAAUGGUUACAUAAACAAAAAUGAAAUGAGGCUUGGAUACAUCCACAUAUGGGGGAAAGAAAAGACUCCUGUCAGUGAGGUUAAUCUCAUACAUAAUGGAAAUAAAGAAACUGUUAACUUUGAAAACAAAGACCUGGAGAUAUUAAACAUUGAUCUAAGACAGAAUAAUGUAACUCUAGAUGAACCAAUAGAAAUCAGCUGGUCAUGA